Messenger RNA from Octopus sinensis (East Asian common octopus), 1375 nucleotides. RefSeq names its product homocysteine S-methyltransferase 1. Gene Ontology annotation, molecular function: S-adenosylmethionine-homocysteine S-methyltransferase activity; zinc ion binding. NCBI's taxonomy places the organism in Eukaryota, Metazoa, Mollusca, Cephalopoda, Octopoda, Octopodidae. The transcript has 7 exons. The record is from RefSeq and is a predicted model, not a curated record. The coding region runs from base 287 to 1213 and encodes 308 amino acids. Gene Ontology annotation, biological process: S-methylmethionine cycle.
UUCACUUUUAUUUCUUCAACAAGAAGCUUACCUUUCCUUAAACACGAAUAGACCACCCUACUACCACCUCAACCACUAACAAUAAAAGAAAAUCGAUCGUGUGUCGCUUUAUUCAGAAUAUACAGUGACUUCGAUUUGUCCAGGUUUAUAUUUUGCUGUAGCAGUGCCACGCAAUACAAUAGUCCACUUGACAUUACAAAACAAUAUUUAACGGAUGUGCUUCUCCAUGAGGAGAGCCUGAAACAAAUGAAAAACAUCGUUAAAUAGCAACAGCAACAAUAAUAACAUGAUGGAAGGUGAGAAAAUGAAAAUAUUAGAUGGAGGUACAGGAACAUUACUUGUACGGAUGGGAUUUACAGAAGUAGAUGAAGAUGCACUGUUUAGUGCCAAACUGAUCUCCACAAACCCAGAAGCCAUCAAAGAAUGCCAUAAAAAAUUUUACCUUGCUGGUUCUGAUGUUGUUGUAACAGCAACAUAUCAAGCAAGUGUUGAAGGCUUCCAGAAACAUCUCAAGAUGACUGAACAGGAGGCCAAAAACCUGAUGAAGAUUGGGGUGAAUUUAGCAAAACAAGCUCGGUGUGAAGUUCAAAAGGAAAACCCAGAUCUGCAACAUUUGCUGGUCGCUGGCUCCGUUGGUCCCUAUGGUGCCUGUCUACAUGAUGGAUCCGAGUAUACGGGGAAAUACAUGAAUACAGUGCAGAUCAACGAACUAAAGUCUUGGCACAAAUCUCGAAUAGAUUUGUUGAUGGAAGCAGGUGUGGAUAUGCUAGCUGUGGAGACCUUUCCAUCUCUCAAAGAAGCUCUUGUUGUCCUAGACAUCAUGAAUGAAAUUCCAAACUGUCGUGGAUGGGUGACUUUUUCUUGCAAGGACGGAAAGCAGACGUGUGGUGGAGAUAAUUUCUGUGAUGCAAUAAAACAGGUUAUGUCUUCAAGCUGUGUGAUAGCUGCAGGAGUUAACUGUACAAGUCCCGAAUACAUUAAUGAUUUAUUAGACAGCAUCAAGACCAUACCGUUGACUAAACCAGUCAUUGUUAAGCCAAACAGUGGUGAAACAUGGAAUGUCGCACAGGGGUGGCAUGGUGGUGUCAAAAGUAUCACUGAGUACAGCAAGGAAUGGAUAAAUAGUGGUGCCAGUUGGAUCGGAGGUUGCUGCCGUGUAUAUCCAGAGGAUAUUUCCAAACUGAAGUCCACUCUAUCAAACUGCUUUAUUUGAACAAUCAAACACAACCUUGAAGAGAUUACUUACCUCCAACUAUUAUUUGUAUCUUGACCCUUAUUUUCCUCCCUCAAAAACAAAAAAUAAAGAAGAGUGGAAAUGAUUUCUUUUUAUAUAUCUGGGGAGUUUUAUAUUUAAAGAAAUAAAAUUAUUAAAAAA